UUUAACAAACAGUGAACAAGAAACAUGUAAAAACUAGUGAUCAGUCGGAAAACAAUUUGAUGAUAAUUGAAGAGUUGAAGUUCAUCUUGGAUGAAAGAUGAUGAUAAAGAGGAAAGUAAACACCAGAGAGCGCAAUAUAUCCAAGUUUCGAGGUUUUUACUUGACCAAACAUCGGUUCGUCUUACACUGUCAUUACUAGCUUUUUACACUUCAUUGAGUUAACAACACAUAAGUACAACUUUUUACUCAUUUCGCUCUCUUUUUCAAUUCUUAUCUUGAUCAUUGUGUACUUAUUUUACAUCGUGUUCAACAUUAAAUUAAUAGUUCCAUUGACUCUACAAUCUGGUUUUUAAAUUUGCCAAAUCAAGUUAACCUAAUUUAUUUGCUAACCGUUCUUGUCAUUUUUCAUUGAUUCACUUUUACUUUCUUGUGUCGGUGUUUUUUAUAAUUUUCAACUGUAAAUUAAGUAUAACCUAAGUUUAUCAACCGUUAAUUGUGAUCAUUAUUGUGUAUAUUAAGUUAAUUCCGUUUUUUGGAGUGAAUUUUUGAUUGUAAUCUUUCAUCUUUUACAAUGGAAACAUUUAAAACAGUUCUUUACCAACAAGAUUUCUCGAAAUUAUAUGUUACAUUGGGAUUUUAAUCAUUGAACUCAGACAAAUAAUCAAGAUAUUUUUCUUCUCUUACAACCUUUUCUUUCUCACCUUCCUCUUUACUCGGCUUCUUAACAACUGCAACAAAAGCUCAUUCUACUUAAUCUUACAGUUUUGAGAGUAAAAAUUGGCCUCAGGUCAGAAGGGCUCUUAAACAGGUAACUCAACAUUUACCUCGCAAAAUAAAAGUCUAUGGAUUCAAAAAGUUUUAUCCUUCGUCAUUGUUUAUCCUGAUUCAACAUGAGAUUCAAUGGUAACCUUUUCAAAGGAACAUCAAUGUUGAUGUUAUCAUCAGCGUUACUUUUCCUUCCUCUUUCUUGCAAUCAAUUGAUAAAUUAUCGCCUUCCUUUUCUUUCAUCUUAAUAACUGAAUGAAUUCACAGCCAGACAAGAUGAAACUAUCCCAGUGAUUUAUUUACACAAUUAUCUCAUGGCAUCUUUAACCAAAUCAAUUUUUAAAUUCAUGGCCGGAUCAAAGCCACAUCGGAAUAAAUUUACUUCAUCAUCAUCGACAAAUUAUCAAGACUUUUUUUUCGCCUUCAUUUUUGUUAAUAUUUUGUGUUUCAUUUCAUUAACUUUUUUGACGACAGUUUCGGCUGUUACAUCACCGGAAUCGGAGGAAUCCAAUUCAGUAGAUUGUUCACCAAAUGAUCCCAAUUUUCCAUUGUGUCGACAUUGUCCCUGCAAUCGAGCUGGAGUUUUGGAUCCAGAAAAUUGUGAUGAACCUUGUGAGUGUAAACCUUCAGUGAUCGGUCAAUUUUGUGACCAGUGUAAACCCGGUUAUGUUAAUCUUAAUUCAGAUAAUCCAGAAGGAUGUACAAAGUGUUUUUGUUUUAAUGUAACAACAUCUUGCCGAAUAACUUAUUGGCCUUCCCAAAUAAUAACAAACCCAGCAGAUUGGCAAAUAACAACAUUAUCUGGAGGUGAAAUAGUUGACCCUCAACAAGAAGAUGAUCACUUAGUAAUUGCCGAUGAUGAUGCACCUUCAGCUCCAUAUUAUUAUUGGUCGGCUCCUCGUGAAUAUCUUGGUGAUAUGUAUGCAGCUUACGGGCGAAAAGCAAAGAUAUCUUUAAGUGCCACCGUUCUUCGAGGUGAUUCAGCUGGUAGUCCUGUCUAUGGACCUGACAUUGUUUUGGAAGGAGAAGAUUCCCAAGGGUCAAGAUUGUUGAUUGGUCACAGUUGGAAACCAAUUCCAUUUGUUCGCGCUGAACGAACAAAAAUUAAUAGAAAAAUUGUACUUUCUGAGCGCAAUUGGUUUCGAUUAAAUGAUGAUGGGUCAAAUAGUUCCAGGGUUACACGUGAUGAAUUUGUUAUGGUUUUAAGUAACUUGAAACGUUUUCUGAUACGAGCUUAUUUUCAUACAGACCAAAUUGAAGGAUCUUUUUACAAUGUUGACGUUUUAGUUGCAUCACCUAACGGAGAAACAGAUUCGGCAACGGGUCGGAUUACACAAGAGUGUGAUUGUCCCGAAGGCUACGAGAGACCUUCUUGUGGUCCAGGAUGUUCACCAGGCUAUAGACGAGUAAAUAAUACGCUAAUUGGAGGAAUCUGUGAGAAAUGUUAUUGUAACAACCAUUCAUUAACUUGUGAUGCUUUUACUGGAGAGUGUACCCAAUGUUUACACAAUACCCAAGGUGCUAGAUGUAAUAUGUGCUCUUUUGGCUUCUAUGGUUUCCCGUUAAACGGUCAACCUGACGAUUGUAAACCUUGUGCUUGUCCACGUUUAGAGCCUUCCAACAAUUUUUCACCAACCUGCAUUGCAAUUAGUAGAGAUGAUUAUGUUUGUGAUGCCUGUCAAUGGCCUUAUACGGGUCCCAAGUGUAAUCAAUGUGUAGAGGGUUUUACUGGAGAUCCAACAACAUUAGGCGGCUCAUGUGUUCCGAUUGAGAUUACAAGUACUACCUCAACUACUACAACAACAACAACUACAACAAGUAUACCAAGCACAACAACACGAACCACAACCACAACAAUGUCAUCUUGGAUUCCAACUGAAAUGACAACGUACUACUGGCCAACAUAUACAGAAACAUGGAAACCAUAUGAAACAACGUAUUGGUAUGAACCAUCAACGACGGUACCACCACCACCCUGUCGAUCCUACGAAACAACAACACUACCUCCUCCUCCUCCUCCUCCCCCGCCAACAAAACCAUUCAUAGUAACUUAUGAGAAUUGUCAACACUCUUGUGCUGGUCUUCACUAUUCAGAUAUCUGGGAUAUGGAAGUAACUUUGAGUAAAAUAAACAUCGAUGAUAUAUUUCAUUUUCCAUAUGCAUUAGCCUCUUUGAUAAGGAAAGAGGUUAAUUUAAGAGAGUCUUUGAAGCAUAGACAUUUUAUCUUAACUAAUGGAUUAACUUUGAUUGGUGGUUUGACGGGUGAACUGGAAUUUAAUUUAACCAUGGAUCCAUUUGUGGGAAGAGUAAAUACUUCAGAAGUUAUAGCAAUCAACAUGAUUAACUCACUCUCAGAGCUUCUUGGACUGUCAACCACAGAAAUGAAUAACGUGCGGUCCCUUCAAUCUUCCAUUCAUCAAACAAUUUCUUAUAUUAAUUCCAUUUCAAGUGAUAUCAGUGCAAAUGAACCAAACUUUUGGGAUGAAAUGAUUCGACGAGCCAAUUCUUGGGUUACUGAAAUGUCAAACAUUGAUUUGACCUCCAAAUUAGCCGAUUCAAUUGUUGAACGAGAGCAAAGUGUAGUUUUUCUCAAUCAAGUUUCAUCUUUUCUAUCCACCUACAGAGAACAAAAUUCGCUUCUCGAACGAAUAAACCGAUUGAAAUAUAUUUUGCACCAAAUAGAGUUUAUAAUAAAUGAACAAGUCAAUUCGCCGGUUUAUUUGGUAGAUCAACAAAUGACGAGCGUUCGUAAUUCAAUAAAUGCUUUAGUAUUGAAUGCCACUUAUAACCAGGAACGAAUUGUUAAAUAUAGUGAAUCUAUUCGAGAAGGUUUUAAUCAUCUGGAAGGAUCUCAAGUGUACUUUUCGAUAAUCAACAAAGUAACUGGAGACUUAGAAACUAUGUCAAAUGAUUUAAAUCGUUCAAUUCUGGCUGUUGAAAGAGUCCGAUCCAUUUAUUCCAGACUUAAUCCUUUUUAUGAAGAUGUUUAUGUUAAUCGGUGUCGUGACAGGGUAGAUAAAGAAUUGAGCAGGAUCAAUGGAGCCAUAGAAGAGUAUAACAUGACAAUUAAUUUACUCAAACCCUACAUUGAUAUCCCACAGUCAAAUAAUCAAACCGUUGUUUUGAUUGAACGGGCAGAGAUUGAUGCAGAAAAGGCAAUUAACACCAUUGUAAGUCAAGUAAUAGAUUCUGUUGUGAAUCAAGGAACGACAAGUAGGGCAACAGAGUUGAGAGGAACCAGCAAUCAAAUUUAUCGGGAAGUUGUUCAACAAUCUUUAACCAUUAGCGAGCGUUCGUCUGAAUUGAUUGAAGUUACUCGUUUUAAUGAAGAGUCUCGAUUGGUAACUGAUUGUUUUAAAUCUCAUGAAACCAUCCUAGAGGAGUUGAAUAAUUUCACAGUUUCAAUUGAAGCUUCAUCCAGGGAUACAAUUGAAUUUUCAUAUAUCUUGGAUAUGGGACUGAAAAGUAUUGAAAGUAGAGUUGCUGAAAUCAACGAAUCACUAGGUAUAAUUGAAGGUCCAAGUGCAGUACGAGUUGAAGAAAAAUGGCUUGCUGAAAUGAAUGAGGCAUCAAACCUGGUUAACCAAUCAUCAAACUUAGUUCAAUCAAUUUCGGUUAAUACUGAACGACUAUCAGAUGUAGCUUCAAAAGUAAGGCGUCAGCGUCAAGGGAUGGACACUAAUUUAGCUGAUUUAAGAAAACGCAUUCUACUAGCCAAACAAAAAGCUGCAGAAAUAAGAAUUGCCUUAGCCUCUGAACCUGAUAUGUACUGUAUCAGAUCAUAUGUGGUAGAAACUCAACCAUCGUCAGCCAAUUCCAUCUCUAUGAAUUAUGCUAUUGAUCAGGAAAAGGUUCGAGAUGCUUUGAUUUUUUCCAUUGUGAAUCCAGAUGAUGGCGAUUUUCUUGCCAUAGAUAUGGUGGAUCGCUCUAUUAGAUUUCUUUGGUCUUUAGGCACUAAUGGUUUGACAAUAAUAGAGCAUCCAAUGAAACUCGAAACAAGCCCAGAAAACAUGGAAGAGGAUGCCCAUUGGUACCACAUAGAGGCUGAAAGAAUAGGAACAAUUGGAACACUGAAUGUACAAAGAGUCGUUGAUGGCAAUGCUUUAUCUGGUAACCCGGUUAAAUCUGUUUCAUCAGCCAACUAUUCAAUAUUAGAUGUAACAAGUGCUCAUCGUUUGUGGAUAGGUGGUCAUCUUGAAUUAGAUGGAUUCUUUGUUCCUAGUGGAGCUGUUUCCAAAGGAUUCCAAGGUUGUCUAGCUGAUUUAAUGUAUGAUGAGAAGCACAUUGGUCUUUGGGAUUUCAGUUAUACCUCUCCAACCGGUUGUAAGCCAUGUUCGAAGAGUGCAUUAGAAUCAGGAGAAUAUGGCGUCUUUCAAUUUAAUGGCAAAUCAUCAUAUUCCGUAUUGGAUCAAAUCCCACGAUAUGAUAAUAGAAAUUACCAAGUAGUGAUGUUGAUGAGAACCUUUGAUGAAUCCGCAAUAAUCUUUUUCUGUUCAGAUGUUGAUACAGGAAAUUACAUCGCUAUACACAUUGUAAAUGGACGUGUAUCAUUCUCUUUCCGAGAUAGUCCGGAAACAUGGCUAAAAUUGGUUACCACAGAUAAAUAUAACAACGGUGAAUGGUUCAGGGUAACAGCUGCAAGAUCAGAAACACGGGCAAUAUUAUCAGUGGAUAAAGAAAACAUUGAAGGUGAAGUUGAAGCAUAUAAUUCCGAUCUAGGUGAUUGUAAAAUUCACUUUGGAGGAGUCCCACCAAACUUUACAACUCACCAUUGGCCUAAUCUUGAUUUUAAACCAUUCCUUGGUUGCAUGAAAGAUGUUCAAAUCGAUACAACACCGUUAAAUCUAAUGAAUGGAGAAACAUUUGGAUUAUCGACUGGAUGUAAAAACGAUUUACCAAGAAGUGCAAAAUUCAAUGGACAAGGAUAUCUUGAAAUGAAAGGCUUACCUUUACGUGAUAAUGAUGUAAUAAGUUUAACAUUCAAAACUAAUCAAAGUGAGGCCAUCCUUUUGAUGGCCACUUUUAAGAAUCCCAAAAAACCUAAAAAAGAACUUCAAUAUUAUUCUUUAGCUAUAACUGUUGGAUCUCUUGAAGCUCGAUUUAAUCCUGGCUCAAGUGAAGCUUUGUUAAUUUCUCGGGUCUCGGUAAAUGACGGAAAAUUUCAUACGGUAGCAAUUACCAAAAGAAAUAGAAGAGUUUGGAUGACUGUUGAUGAUUAUGAAGUCGUUACAGCUAAACUUGGACCAGGUCGUAAUAUUGGUGCCUCAGCCAGUGAAAGUGAACUCUUUAUUGGUGGUGUACCACAAUCGUCUGAAUGGUUUAAAAUUUUGGGAACUAAUCAAUCUCUGAAUGGAGUUAUCAAAGAUUUUAUUACUGAUGGAAAAGUUAUUUAUUUCAAUAAUUUUGUGACUUUUGACUCCGUUGAAAUUGGACGAGGAGUUUAAACGAGGAUGAAGAAAAGGAUGAGGAUGAAGAAAAUAUUGAAAGCCUCAAUUAAAAGUUAAUUCAAAUUUGCAAUCAACGAAAAAGAUUUCUAUAAACAGUGAAUUGUAUCAUUUUUUUACUACAAAUCACCGAGUGCCUAUUCAUUUAAUGUGUAUUGUGUAUAUAUUCAUCUUUUUUCUGAACUAAUAUUAAACAAUCAUUCUAUUAAUCAAAAAAAUAGUUCGAAAACAUCAUUGACCUAACAAUAAACAUAGC
Molecule: messenger RNA, 6465 nt
Organism: Tetranychus urticae (two-spotted spider mite)
Lineage: Eukaryota; Metazoa; Arthropoda; Arachnida; Trombidiformes; Tetranychidae
Source: RefSeq, a predicted model, not a curated record